AUGCUGCGCACGUUCGUAUUUGCUGUUACUCAGUCCCUCAACUGGACGGUGCGCAUGUCCAGUCAGUCGCCGAUGCAGAUGGUAUCUGUGGAACGUAUUCAGAGAAACACGGAAACGCCGAUGGAGGUCGCUCUGACUAGCACUGCACCUGAGAUGCCGCCGUUUGACUGGCCGACGACUGGAGCCGUUUAG
This is a messenger RNA of Phytophthora nicotianae INRA-310, 192 nucleotides long. RefSeq lists its product as hypothetical. NCBI's taxonomy places the organism in Eukaryota, Oomycota, Peronosporomycetes, Peronosporales, Peronosporaceae. Bases 1 to 192 code for a protein of 63 amino acids. The transcript has a single exon. The record is from RefSeq and is a predicted model, not a curated record.